Messenger RNA from Kickxella alabastrina, 606 nucleotides. RefSeq lists its product as uncharacterized. The record is from RefSeq and is a predicted model, not a curated record. The transcript has a single exon. Lineage: Eukaryota; Fungi; Kickxellomycota; Kickxellomycetes; Kickxellales; Kickxellaceae. Bases 1 to 606 code for a protein of 201 amino acids.
AUGCGCCUAUACAUUUACUAUCAAAUAUUUGACAAACUCAACCCCAUCACAUAUCGGGUCUACCUCUACGGAACCAUCACAUACAUCGCCAUCAUUGCAGUUUACAGCAUCCCUACAACAAUACUUCAGCACCAGCUCUCAGUCGAAUACGAUUACACACACAGGGUCUGUCACUACGGCCUGGUGUUCACCGAAAUGGCAUUUACACUUGCCUGGGUCGGGUGCAUAAGUGUCCUAAUAUUGGCCUUUCUUGUGCGGCAUAUCAACACGUCAUUCAACGAGUAUCGCGAAAUGCUGCUAAUCUGCCUGUUGUGCCUUGUCACUCUUGUUUACCAGACAAUCCUGCACAACAUUUUUCGCAAAUACAUUAUUUCUCGCUGGGCGAGGUUGACAACGGUUUUUCUCGAAUAUUUGUCUUGCCAGACUUCGUUGUUUAUCUUGUUGGGAACGCCCGCGUACAACUGCCUUUUCCAUAGGGAGAAGUACAAGGAGAAGUGGUUUGCAAAGAUGAGGGCUGACAACUUGGUUUCGAAAUACGGGUUUGACGUGGACACGCCAUACACGGGCGCAUCGGACCUCCAAGUGUCAGGGACAACUGCCGUUUAG